GUACUCUUAAGGCUUAUACAGCCCAUAUGAAUCAUUUAAAUGUUGUGAGACUUUUCCCCCCUUGGAGUUCGUUUCUGUAAGUUGACUGGCUCCUUCCUUCUUGUCCUGCCCUCCUCUGGACUAAACUGUCUGGAGUUGGAGUUAAACCGUCGCCUCAGAUCCCUCCAGAGCGCACACAGUCGUCCGUUGUCUGUGUAUGAAUGAUGUCUCCUCUCAUUGCCCGCCUGCUGCUUCUUGUGUGCUUGGCUUUGCCGCUUUAUGGCGUGGAAAAGGUGAGAAAUAGAGGAUACCGAAAGGAUCCUGACGCAGAUAAGUGCACUGGAAAUGAUGCAGAAAAGCCCAACUGCACUAGACACUCUGGAGAAGGAAGAUCUGCUUCUUUGAACAACAUGUAUGGCAGUUGCAUGCAAGGGCCAGCAGGCACCCCUGGCAGAGAGGGUAACCCUGGAACCAAUGGCAUCCCAGGGACGCCAGGCAUCCCUGGCCGUGACGGGCUCAAAGGCGAGAAAGGCGAGUGCAUUAAUGAGAUCUUUGAGGAGCCCUGGAGGCCCAACUACAAGCAGUGUGCCUGGAAUUCUCUCAAUUAUGGAAUCGACCUGGGCAAAGUAGCUGAUUGUACGUUUACCAAGAUGCGUUCAGACAGCGCCCUGAGAGUCCUCUUCAGUGGAUCCCUUAGACUCAAGUGUAAGAACGCAUGCUGCCAGAGGUGGUACUUCACCUUCAAUGGAGCAGAGUGCACAGGACCCCUGCCUAUAGAGUCCAUCAUCUACUUAGACCAAGGAAGUCCUGAACUCAACUCAACCAUCAACAUCCACAGAACGUCCUCAGUUGAAGGGCUGUGUGAGGGUGUCAAAGCAGGGUUGGUGGAUGUGGCUGUGUGGGUUGGGACCUGUGCCGACUAUCCCAGAGGCGACGCAUCUACAGGGUGGAAUUCAGUGUCCAGAAUUAUCAUUGAGGAACUCCCCAAAUAAAGAAAAUGUUACAUGUUAGGGAGGGACCAGUCCUGGUAGUAUGACAGAUUGUUAUCUGGGCCUCCAAAACAAUCAGGUAUGGUUUACUGAGGCGUCACAGCAUCACUGCUGGUAACUUGAAUGUUUGUUUUUUAAAUUUUGGUUAAAUACUAUUCUAGCUGACAGGCGUAUAAACAAGAAUACUGUGUCAUUCUGUCAACCAGUAAUGAACUUUGUACUGUAGCUUUUCUGCUCAUGGGUGCUGUUGGUACUGUACACGGUAACCAUUGUGACAAGACAAUGACAAUAAUUAAACCAUGUACUCGUGUGACUUAUGUUUAUAUUCAUUAUUACUGUUAAUAAAGUUUUUUUUUUUAAA
Messenger RNA from Centropristis striata (black sea bass), 1329 nucleotides. Its product is annotated as collagen triple helix repeat-containing protein 1-like. The record is from RefSeq and is a predicted model, not a curated record. The transcript is spliced from 5 exons. The coding region runs from base 201 to 971 and encodes 256 amino acids. NCBI's taxonomy places the organism in Eukaryota, Metazoa, Chordata, Actinopteri, Perciformes, Serranidae.